AUGACAACAUUAAGUUUACUAAAAGAACGCCUUAAAACAAAAAGAAAAGCUAGUAAAACACCAAGAAACAAAAAAGAAAGACUUACUGAAGAAUGGUGCAAAUUUGAUGAAGAAUCAUCAGAAAAUGACGCAAAUCUACUGGAAACUGCCUAA
This is a messenger RNA of Racocetra persica, 153 nucleotides long. Lineage: Eukaryota; Fungi; Glomeromycota; Glomeromycetes; Diversisporales; Gigasporaceae. The record is from the annotation of a GenBank genome assembly.